ACUGCCUUUUAAAAGCCGAACAAAACAAAAACGUUUGUUGAAGUGUUCCGCUCUACCAACCUGAUGGAGGGUGCACCGGCUGGUGUGCCCACGCCUGCAGCACUGGUCUCCCCGGUAGACACGGACGAACCAGGACCCAAUGAUGUCCUUCCUGCAAUCACUCAAGAUCCCUCUGUUCCUGGCGCUGCCGCCACUGACCCUUCAACUGUUCCAAGUGCUGGUAUCGACCCAGGUGCCCCUGGUAACCCAGGUGCUGAUGCUAGUAGGACAUCCUUGUCAGAGCCAGGUGAACCUAAGGUACCCCAGCCAUCUGGUGCAGAAGAUGCGACUGCCUUGGAUGCCGCUGAGGGUGAUGAAGUCAGUACUCCCCCACCACCAGAAGACCCAGUGGAAACGGCUCUGCGACAGUGUGUCGAGUGGGUGAAAAGCAGAAUCUUCAUGAUAGCAAAACCUGACCUGUGGAAUGAGUCAGAGCAUGGCCCCGUUGCAAGGGAUUUCUUGACAAGCACGGAGCAUGGCACAUUGUUUGUGUAUGUGGAAUCGUCUACCUCCUCCACAUCGACUUCGACGUCGACUUCGACUUUGGCUUCGACUUUGACUUCGACUUUGGCUUCGACUUUGACUUCGACUUCGACUUCGACUUCGACUUUGACUUUGACUUCGACUUCGACUUUGACUUCGACUUCGACUUCGACUUCGACGUUGCGCUGUCAGAAAGGUCCACCUCCCUCCGGGCCCAAAGAGGUGUUAUUCUUCAUCCGGGACCCUCACAGAGCUGUGACCAUCGACAACGUGGAUGGUCUUGUGAACUGUGCCACCAUUAAAGGCCACCCCCUCGACAGCAUGCAGCGCUUCAUGCAGGGUGUUUUUGUGCCAGAGGUUGUGAACAACCAAGCUUGGCCAGAUAACGCCAAGAAGGAGUUUAUGGGUCAGCUGCAUCGGUUCAUGGCGAGCCUGACGGAGUGUACGUAUCAUGUGAAAGGGAAAACUGUGCUGUACAUCCCUCAGGAGGACCUCGAGAGCAUGACGGAAUCAAGGUUAAAGAAGGACAAGGAUCUUGUCCAACGUCUUGAGUCGGCACUGAUCCACUGGACCAGACAAAUCAAAGAGGUGGUGAAUAACCAAGAUAAUGCGGAGCUUGGAGAAGAGGCAGGGCCGCUUGCGGAAAUUGAGUUUUGGCGCAGUCGAAGCGUGGACCUUAGUGGGAUUCGGGAACAGCUCAACGAUCCCAGCAUCGGCCGGAUAGUGGGGAUUUUGGAGAAGGCCAAAUCUUCCUACUUGGCACCAUUUUUGAAUCUCUCCAACUUGAUUCAGAGAGAAGCUAUGGCUGCUGAGGACAACCUCAAAUUCCUGUCCAUAUUUGAAGAACCUUGUCAAGCGUUGGCCGUGGCAGAGCCCAAGGUUAUUCCGAACGUCCUUGUGAAAAUACUGCAUUGCAUUAGACUGAUUUGGAACAUAAGCCAGUUCUACAACACUCCAGAAAGGAUCACAGGGCUUCUGCGAAAGGUGAGCAACGAGAUCAUCAGCCGUUGUCGUGCCAAAAUUUCCGUGAAGGAGAUCUUUGAUGGUGAUGUGGAGAGGUGUCGAGAGGCCCUACGGGAGAGUAUGAAGGCUGGUGAGGCUUGGAAACGAGCUUACAAAAUGACAGCUGAUCAGGUUGCAUCUUUUGCCUCUUCGUCGUCUACUGCUGGCCCUGGCCGAGGAUCCAUCUCCACCACCGCAGCAACCCUCAAAAACAUAACCAACAUCGCUGCACCUGGUCAUCCAACGAAUGUUCUGGAAACCAGCAACCCAUCUGCAACCCCAAAUGUUGGCACGCAAAAUGGGAACAAACCGCGGCCAGGAGCAGCAGCAGGAGGGGGAGGAGAUCCAGCAGUAGGGGGCCGAGCAGUGGGCCCCGUCGACUCAAGCUACGAUGAUGCGCAAAACCGAGCAGGGAGUGGAAGCAAAAGUGGUGCACAAGCGGGUGUGAAAUCCGGUCCAGGGAGUGUGCCUUCACUUAGACUAUGGGAUUUUGAUACGAGCAGUGUGUUUGCUCACAUUGAUGCCUUUGUCCAACGGUGUCGAGAUCUUCUCGAGGUCUGCGACUCCCAAGAGCAAUUUGCUCUAAAAAAGGACCUGCCAUGCUUUGGUGGAACGCGGGGCCCGGAGAUCACAAAGAGCCUCUCAGAUAUCCAAGCUGCAUUUCAACGGCUAGCAUUCGGGCUUCAGAAUUUGAGCUACAGCAUUCUUGACGUCAAGAGCACGAUGUGGCAUGAUGACUACACGCGGUUCAAGAAUGGGGUAAAGGAUCUAGAGGUGAUGAUGCAAAACGUGAUAACACUGGCAUUCGAGUCGGUGGCGAACGUUGCGAACAGCCUUGAGCUGUUGGAUGCCUUCCAAUCGAUGGCCUACAGGGAGACCAUAAAGAGGUGCCUUGAGAAGGUCACUGCGGACGUGCUAACCACAUUUCUGGGUGAGCUGAAUGGGGCAAAGAAGCAUUUUGAUCAGAUGCGACGAAAGCCGGUCAUCAAUUCUACGUUUCCAAAAGGUGCUGGGGGAGCUUUGUGGGCCCAGGGUUUACGGCUUAGAAUCGACAGACCUAUGAACUGGUUGAAUAGCUGCCUCGGUUUCCUACCUCACGUGGCGGAGCUCGAUGAGUUGCAGCUGCAGCAUGUUCAGAUAACUUCCGCCAUCGAACAGUACAUUAGGAAUCAGCAUGUCGAAUGGUUUACCUCCAUUGAGCAGUCUAUGCCCAAGCUCUUGGAGAACAGCCUCAUGGUGCUCGACCAUGACGGGACCUUGGCCGUUAACUUCGAUAGGCAACUGCUGUCCCUCUUUCAUGAGGCCCACUACUGGGAGCGGCUUGGUUUCGAGAUCCCUGUUUUGGCCGUCGAGAUCUGUGCACACAAAGAGAAGUUAAGGGUCAUGCAAGAACAUGUUCUGAUGGUUGCCCGCGAUUACAACAAGAUACUGCGUUCUCUUGAACCAGCAGAGAGACAACUGUUCUCUGACAGAAUCAGGUACUUGGAUAAGAAGAUCCAUCCAGGGCUUCACAGGCUUAACUGGGUUUCGAGCAAGCACCAUUUGGACUAUUUUGUGAAGGAGGCGCGGAAGUUCUGCCGGGAAGUUCAAGGGACCGUCUCCGACUUCAAGAUGGCUCAUGAGAAGGUCCUUGGCAUAUGCAAGCGCCUAGGUGGGACUCUGCUUAUAAUCAUGGAAAAGAAGAAGGUUUAUGAAACCUGGGAGUUUGAAGAAAAGCAGGCAGAGCAUCGAGAGGUGGUCAGAUCAAAGUUUGAUCAAGCAUACUCAGAGCUCAAGAAGACAAUGGAAGGGGCAUACGAAAUUUUCGCUUUUGACGGAGAUGAUGUGCAAAGGGAAUGGGCCAGAUACUCGACGAAGAUUGACCGAAAAAUGGAGGAUGCACUGCGUCAGACGGUAAAGAAAUCCUUGCAAGAGUUAUCGCGUGCACUGAAUGGCGAUGCAAGGACAGAAGUUAUUCCCAUCUUCAACACGGGCGUUAUACUCGACAAGGAAACAAACCGUGUGGAGUUAAAGCCGUCAGUGAGGGAGCUAGUGGGAAUGAUGAAGACAGUCUGCAGCGAGCUCAUCACCGUUGUGAAGGCCAUGCCUCGAUUGGUGGAGGCACCCAGACCUCCUCGAUCAGCUCCCGCAGAUCUGAUGCUUCCAGAACUUCUUACAAUCACUUACUCCUCAUUGCUAGAAGAAGAACCAGAAGGAGGAGUUCCAAACAUGGUAGAGUCAGGGUCCGGCGGGCCACCAAAGGGCCCAACUAACUUACCCACCUACUACGAAAUGAUAUCUGCAGACGAAGACUCCUCUGUGAAAAUGAUUACCACUAUUACCAGCGGCAUAUCUGGCCUCUUGGAAAAAGUGCAACAGUUCCUAUACUACUGGGAGAAGAAAUACAAGCACAUUUGGGACCAAGACAAGGAAGCGUACAUUAGACGGUACGAGAGGGCAAAGAAGACGCUGUCCGCAUUCGAGGGUGACAUCAUGAAGUAUAAGGAGCUUCAAGAGGAGAUCGAGGCCGAGGACACGAGCACCAACAUGCGGUUCUUAAGGAUCGACUGUGGACCUUUGAAGCAAGCCAUCUGGGCACAUUGUGAAGCAUGGGUGUCCAAGUUCACGACGCUGCUCAACACCCUUGCCAAAACGGAGCUCGAGUCGAUAAAGAGCUACAUUAGCAGCAAUACACAACAUAUGCAGUCAGCUGUGCUCAACCUCGACAUGCUAGCGGAUGCCGUAAAUCUCUGGAAACGGCUCAAGCAGGAGCAGCCAACGAUCGAAGCGCGGUUGGAGCCCCUUGACGAGAAGUACAAAACUUUGGAAGCAUUCGAGGUGCCUGUUCCCGAGCAGGAACAGGAAAUGCUCUCUGGUCUUUCGGCUGAGUGGGCAGCAUUCACAGUAUUACUGAGCACGAGAGAGAAGGAGCUCGAAGCAGCAAAAGAGAACUUCCGAGAGAAACUUAUAAAACUGGUGGAUACAUUUGUCAAGGAGGUCGCAGAGCAGCGACAAGAUUUCCUGGCCCGCAUGCCACUUACUUCGGAGACGAGCACGGAGGCAGCGCUCGCUUUUGUUGCCGAGGAGCGGACAAAGCUGGAUGCAAAUCGGAAAAAGGAGCAGGAUCUGAACCAGGGGCUAAACAUAUUCGACAUGGCGCAGCCAGGAUAUAAAGAAUCGAUCGCAACGGCCAAGGAUUUGGACUUGCUGGAGGCAAUGUGGCAGUUGAAGAAAGAUUGGGAGAAUGCAUACGAUGGAUGGAAAGGAGGCCUCUUCCGCAACCUGCAAGUAGCGGAUAUGGAGUCCGUUGCCCAGCAGCUUUCGAAGCGUGUGACGAAGCUUGGAAGGGAUGUGAAAGCCUGGGCUGUCUGGUCAGAUAUGCGUGAUAAUCUGGACGCAUUCAAGCGGACACUGCCCUUGGUAAUCGAUCUUCGUAACCCAGCCAUGAGACCCCGUCAUUGGGUACAGCUACAGGAGCACAUGGGGACCACAUUCGAUCCGAACAGCGACGAGUUCACACUGGCCAAAGUGACGGAGCUGAGGUUCGACAAGUAUGCAGAGGCUAUCGGUGACUUGAGUGCCAAUGCAAGUAAGGAGCUGGCCAUAGAGCUGAGCAUUGAGACUCUCGGAGAGACGUGGAAAGAACUAACGCUCGACAUGGUCCCCUAUAAAGAGACUCACAAGGGAGUUUAUAAGCUGCGUAGCACAGAUGAAAUAUUUGCAGCAUUGGAGGACAACACAGUUACCCUUUCAACGAUCAAGGCAAGCAGAUACUACACAGUCUUUGAGAAAGACAUUAAUCAUUGGGAGCAAAGCCUCUCGUUGGUGUCAGAAAUGAUCGAAGUUGUUCUUCAGGUGCAAAGACAGUGGAUGUACUUGGAGAACAUAUUCAUUGGCUCCGAGGACAUACGGAAGCAAUUGCCUGCGGAGUCUACCAUGUUCGAUUCCGUGAAUGCGAGUUUCAUAGCCUCUAUGAACACCCUAUAUGAGAGCAAGAACGUGAUCAAGGGAACGCAUGUGCCAGGGUUGCUUGACACAUUCCUCGAAAUGGAAUCGAAACUGGAGAAGAUACAGAAAUCGCUGGAGAAUUACCUUGAGAAGAAACGACAACAGUUCCCUAGGUUCUACUUCCUGUCGAGCGACGACCUGCUGGAGAUUCUAGGCCAGGCGAGAGAUCCGUUGAAUGUGCAGCCGCAUCUGAAGAAAUGCUUUGAGGGUAUCAAGAAGCUGGAAAUGCACAUCCCCGGAGAAGGGCAGGGGAGGCCUGAGGAAUGGCUGAACAAGGUGGAGGCAGCAAUGUUUUCAACAACCAAGCGGCACCUGCUUAAGACGCUGGAGGAGAGUAAGGGCAUGAAAAAGGAGAAGUGGUUGAAGGACUACCCUGGCCAGUGCGUCAUUACCGCAGGGCAAAUUAUCUGGACAAACGAGUGCGAGCGUGCCUUGUUUGUCCCCGAAACUUCCAAAACUGCUUUGAGAAAACUCAAGAAGAGAUGGAUUAGCUACCUCAACAAACUUACCGCAGUAACAAGGUCUCGUUUGUCCAAGAUCGAUCGACUGAAAACGGUCGCGCUUAUCACAAUCGAGGUACACGCAAGGGACGUGAUUGACAAGCUUGCGAAGUCGGGCUGCAAGAGUGUCAACGACUUUGAGUGGAGCAGCCAGCUCCGCUUCUACUGGGAUCGUGAAGCGGGGGAAUGUAUCAUCAAACAGGUGCUCUCUGUCUUCUGGUAUGGAUAUGAAUACCAAGGCAACAAUGGGAGGCUGGUGAUUACCCCGCUGACGGAUCGUUGCUACAUGACCCUUGGUGCGGCCAUGUUCACUCGGCGAGGUGGGAACCCGCUGGGACCGGCUGGGACUGGCAAGACCGAAACUGUGAAAGACUUUGGGAAGGCCCUUGCCAGAUACGUGAUUGUCUUCAACUGCUCCGAUGGAGUGGACUACCAAAUGACGGGCAAAAUGUUCUCAGGCCUGGCACAGACCGGCGCUUGGGCUUGCUUCGACGAGUUUAAUCGGAUUGAAGUGGAGGUUUUGUCUGUGGUUGCAUCGCAGAUCGCGGCUGUGAUGUCUGCCAUCAAGAGUGGUGCACAGCGGUUCAUCUUUGAAGGCCAAGAUAUCCGUCUGAACCCCGCAUGUGCUAUUUUCGUUACGAUGAAUCCGGGGUAUGCGGGGAGAUCGGAACUUCCGGACAAUCUGAAAGCGCUGCUGCGGCCGGUGUCCAUGAUGGUGCCAGACUUUGUGCUGAUUGCGGAGAUAAUGUUAUUUAGUGAGGGUUUCCAAGGAGCCAAGGUGUUGUCGAAGAAGAUGAUAGCCAUCAUGGAGCUGUCACAGCAGCAACUCUCCAAGCAAGACCAUUAUGAUUACGGUCUGCGAUCCUUUGUCAUUCCCAUAGCAAGAGCUGCCGGGGUGAUGAAGAGGGCGGAUGCAGACCAACCGGAGGAAGUGAUCCUUUAUCGCGCGAUGAGGGACUUGAUUAUGCCCAAGCUAGUUUUUGGCGAUAUGCCGCUUUUCACUGCCCUGCUGUCGGAUCUGUUCCCUGGUGUCGAGAUACCGGUGGCUGAGAGUGGAUCUCUGCAGAAGGCCAUAGAGGAGGAGCUGUCGGGGUCGGGACUUCAGGUGGUCCCACCAUUUGUAAUGAAGAUCAUUCAAAUUUUCGAUUGCAAGGUUGCAAGACACGGGAACAUGAUCGUUGGCAAAACAGGUGCUGGGAAAUCUGAGGGAUGGAAGACCCUGUCUAAGGCUAUGGCUCGUCUGAAGAAAGAGGGUGUCGAGGACUUCGAGCGUGUCCACGUUUAUCCUAUCAAUCCCCUGUCUCUUUCCGUCGAUGAGCUUUAUGGCUCUUUUGACGAGGCUACCCACGAGUGGACGGAUGGUGUUCUGGCACGAAUCAUGCGAACGACGUGCAAGGACGAGAGCCCUGACCAGAAGUGGAUCUUGUUCGAUGGGCCAGUCGACACGUUUUGGAUUGAAUCCAUGAACAGCCUCCUUGACGACAACAAAAUUUUGACUCUCCUAAGUGGAGAAAGAAUCUCCAUGCCUUCUCAGGUUUCCCUUCUCUUCGAGGUUGAAGACUUGUCCCAGGCAUCACCAGCCACCGUUAGUCGCGCAGGGAUGAUUUAUAUGAACGUCGAAAGCUUGGGUCCAUGGCCUUACUUACGGUCUUGGUUGAGAAACAAGGCUGCGGCUGGAGCCGACCAACUUCUGAUCGAGACCAUAGGAAAGAUGGCGGAGAAGUACAUCGAUGCUACCCAGGAAUUCAGGCGCCGGGAGUGCCAAGAGCUUGUGAGAGUCGACGACCUAAAUGCCGUCAUCUCCUUUUGCACGUUAUUCGACUCCUUGUGCACUCUGGAAAAUGGAGUGAAUCCCGCCGACCCAGAUACAUAUGUGGCAAUGAUGGAGUUGACCUUCUUAUUCAGCUUGAUAUGGUCUUUGUGUGCCAGUGCUGGAGAGGAAGGGAGGAAAAAGAUGGACAUGUUCCUGAGGGAACAAGAUACCAGGUACCCACCCACGGAGACCGUCUACGAGUACUUUGUGGAUCCCAAGAAGAAAGCCUGGGCACCUUGGGAGGAGAAGAUAUCAGGAGGGUACAAGCCUGCACCCGAUGUUCCCUUUUUCAAAAUUCGGGUGCCAACAAUCGACACAGUGAGGGCGAAGUUCGUGGUAAGGGCCCUUGUGCUGUCCAACAGGCACACCUUGGUGGUUGGUAAUGUUGGCGUGGGAAAGACCAUAAUCGCCCAGAGCGUUCUCUAUUCCCUGCCGGAAGGAAGGUCCAGAAUGAUCAUCAACUUCAGUGCACAGACAAGUGCACAGUCUUUGCAGGAAACGAUCGAGGGAAAACUGGAGAAGCGAACCAAGGGAGUUUUCGCUCCGACGGGAGGAAAGCGACUUGUGUGCUUCAUUGAUGACAUGAAUAUGCCAAGGAAGAGCCAGUUUGGUUUCAUGCCGCCGUUGGAACUUCUGAAAUUUUGGGUAGAUAACGGGUUCUGGUACGACAGGCAGAAGCAGGAGGUAAAACAUGUCAAAGAUAUGCAGUUGCUGGCAGCCAUGGCCCCUCCUGGGGGAGGGAGGAACCAAUUCAGCAUGAGAAUACAAGCUUGCUUUAGCCUUAUCAACGUGGCCAAUCCGAGUGAGACGCAGCUGAAGAGGAUCUUUGGGACCAUGCUGAAUGCCAAGCUGGUGGACUUCGAUGAUGAGAUCAAGCCUCUGGGAGAUGCAUUAACGCAGGCGUGCAUAGAUGUGUACAGGACAGUCUCUGUGGAGCUGCUGCCCACACCAAGCAAGAGCCAUUACGUUUUCAAUAUGAGGGAUCUGGGGAAGGUUGUGCAGGGAAUAUUGCAGGCAACACGGGGUUUCUACGACAGCAAGGAGUCUAUGCUUCAACUGCUGUGCCACGAGUGCUUUCGCAUAUUUGGCGAUCGCAUGUGGGACAAGGCAGACAGAGCAUGGCUGGAGAACUUGCUGGACGAAAGGCUAACCACCGUCUUUGGCAUCAGCUGGAAGACAUUGUUCGGCGACGACCCCAUGCCCGUCUUUGUAAGCUUUAUGCGACCGGGGAUGGACAAUCCUCCCUACGAGCCCUUUACGGACAUGAUCGCCGUCAAGGAGCUCCUUCAAGAGAGGCUAGAAGACUAUGGACUAGAACCAGGACUACAUCCCAUGGACCUCGUUCUCUUCCGGGAUGCAGUGGAGCAUGUGUGUCGCAUCCACCGGAUUUUGGCACAGCCCCAUGGCAAUGCACUGCUGGCCGGAGUUGGCGGCAGUGGGCGGAAGAGCUUGGCGAGGCUCUCAGCUUUUGUCACAGAGCAGAAGGUAUUUUCUAUUGAGAUUGCUAAGACCUACCGCCUUGGCGAGUUCCAUGAAGACCUCAAGAAUCUUUAUCGGCAAGCAGGUGGUGGCGACGCCCCCAAGCCCACAACGUUCCUGUUCGACGACACACAGAUAGUCCUCGAAACCUUCUUGGAAGACAUCAACAACAUCCUUACCAGUGGGGAAGUACCCAAUCUCUUCAGCAAAGAGGAGGCACAAGCGCUCUGUGAUGAGUGCCGCCCUGCAGCCCAAAAGGCACAUGCGGGAGACACCAAUGAUGCCAUAUUUGGCUUUUUCAUCGAACGGGUUCGCACAAACCUUCACAUUGUCUUAUGCCUCAGUCCUGUCGGCGAAACUUUCCGGAACAGGCUGAGAAUGUUUCCGGGGCUGGUGAACUGCACCACAAUAGACUGGUUCGUAGAGUGGCCUUCGGAUGCACUGCUGGAGGUGGCCACCAAGUUGAUGCAUUCGGAAGACUUGGGAACCGCAGAGGUGAAGGCGAAUAUCUGCUGUGUCUUCGUCACUGCUCACCUGUCGGUGUCUGAAAUGUCCACUUCGAUGCUCUCUCAACUGAAGCGCCAUAACUACGUUACUCCGAGCAACUACUUAGAAUUCAAUAAAGGGUAUAGCCUAUUGCUGAAGGAAAAGAGGAAAGAGCUGGGGGAUAAUGCUGCCAAGCUCCGGGGAGGGCUGCAGAAGUUGGACGAAACUCGACAGCAGGUAGCAAGUAUGCAAAUCGUGUGCCAAGAAAAAAAGGCCGUAGUCGCGAAGGCAAAACGGGACUGCGAAGAGCUCCUCGUGGAGAUCGUGCAGGAGAAACGGCUUGUGGACGAGCAAGAAAAGCAGGUUAAUGCUGAGGCCAGCAAGAUCGAGAAGGAGACCGAAGAGUGCAACAAAAUUGCGACGGAAUGCCAGAAGGAGCUUGAGAAGGCACUUCCCGCUCUUCAGGCAGCCGAGGAAGCACUUAACGUACUGACGAAGAAGGACCUGGCAGAGGUCAAAGCAUACCCCAAGCCUCCUGCCCUUGUGGAGUUGACGUUGGCGGCUGUCAUGACUGUACUGAAGAGACCGACGACGUGGGAGGAGUCGAAGCGGCAACUGGGCGACCCAGGCUUUCUAGAGAAACUGCUCAGAUAUGACAAGGACCUGCUGGUGGACUCCCUGCUCAAGAAAAUCAACAAAUAUACAUCAAACCCGGAUUUCACACCUGAAACAGUGGGAAAGGUGUCGUUGGCCGCGAAAGGACUAUGUCUUUGGGUCCGGGCAAUGGAAGUGUAUGGAUAUGUAGCGAAGGAUGUCAGCCCGAAGCGGGCAAAGCUUAAGAAUGCGACUGACACGCUUGCUAAGAAACAAGCAGCACUUCAGGCAGCAAAAAACCAGCUUUUGGAGGUCGUGGCCAAAGUGCAAGCUCUGAAAGAGAAAUACGAUGUAAGCACAGCAAACAAGGAGGCACUGCAGCAAGAGUUGGACGAGUUGGAGGUGAAAUUGCAAAGGGCGGAGAAGUUGGUCUUUGGGCUUGCGGGUGAGAAAGUACGGUGGCAAACAAGCAUCGAGAGACUUCAGAACCAACUACGAAUGCUUCCUGGUGACUGUCUUGUCGCAUCUGCAUUCCUCUCCUAUGCGGGCCCAUUCCCAAGCGAGUACCGGGACAUGCUAGUUCGGCAGACCUGGCUUUCACAGGUCCGCAAGCUGGCGAUUCCCUGUUCCGCCGAUUUUGAUUUUGCAUUCUUCCUUGCCAACGCCAGCGAUGUGCGGGACUGGAAUAUCCAGGGACUCCCGGCGGAUGGUUUCUCGACUGAAAACGGGGUCAUUGUCACCCGAGGACGAAGAUGGCCACUCAUGGUGGACCCGCAGGGCCAAGCCAACAAGUGGGUGAAGAGCAUGGAGGCGAGCCGUCGUCUCAAGGUUGUCGAUUUGCAGGCGUCCGACCUAUUGAGGACGAUGGAAAAUGCGAUUAUGUUUGGAAAUCCGGUCCUUCUCCAGGACAUCCUAGAGGAGAUAGAUCCUGCUUUAGAUCCAAUACUGGGUAAGACCUUCAUGAAAAGAGGGAACCAGAUUCUGAUAAAACUUGGCGAUAAGGAGAUCGACUACAAUACAGAUUUCCGACUCUAUAUUACGACAAAGCUAAGCAAUCCUCACUUCACACCGGAGGUCUCUGCAAAAGCUACCGUUGUCAAUUUUUCGGUGAAAGAACAAGGACUGGAGGCGCAGCUGCUGAAUCUGGUAGUUCAGAAGGAGAGGCCCGACUUAGACAAGCAGAAAAAUGAGCUUGUCAUUAAGGUGGCCACGGGGAAAAGAACUCAAGCACACCUUGAAGAUGAGAUUUUGCGGAUGUUGUCCACUGCCACGGGGUCUCUUUUAGAUAACGUGGAGCUUAUAGACACCCUGGACAAGUCAAAGACGACAUGGGAGGAGGUAAACGAGUCACUGAAGAUCUCGGAAGACACGGCAAAAAAGAUCGAGAUUGCCAGCGCCGCAUACAAGCCAAGUGCGGUGCGUUCAUCGAUUCUGUUUUUCGUUCUGAUUGAGCUGUCUGCAAUAGAUCCCAUGUACCAGUUUUCACUUGAUGCGUACACAGACCUCUUCCUCAUAUCAAUCCAAAAGAGUCCGAAGGCGGACAGUGUGGCAGAGAGGAUAAAGAGCCUCAAUGAUUUUCACACGUACGCAGUGUACAAGUACACAGCACGUGCCCUAUUCGAGCGGCACAAGCUGUUGCUCUCUCUACAGAUUUGCACACGAGUAUUACAGGCUGGGAAUCAGAUGAAUAGCGAAGAAUGGCAGUUCUUUCUACGGGGAGGCACAGUCCUGGACAGAACGUCUCAGUCCCCGAACCCGGGGAAAAGCUGGAUUUCGGAGCAGGCAUGGGACCACAUCACCGAGCUUGACAAGCUACCUCAGUUCAAAGGAAUCGUUUCAAGCUUUGAACAGAACUUAGGUCUGUGGGAGAGCUGGUAUCGGUCAUCCGAGCCAGAGGGUGCCGAACUUCCAUCCGAAUGGGAGAGUAAAUGCAGCGAGCUCCAGCGGAUGAUCCUCGUGCGCUGCUUACGACAGGAUCGGGUUAUAUUUGCUUCAACAGGCUACGUGGCAAACAGUUUAGGACGUCGUUUUGUGGAGCCACCGGUGCUUGACCUUGGUGAGACCUAUGAUGACUCAGUCCCUGCUUCCCCUCUGAUUUUCGUCUUAUCUGCAGGUGUGGAUCCCACAAGCAGCCUGAAGCAGUUAGCUGGACAAAAGAACAUGAGUGAACGUUUUUUCGCAGUCGCGCUUGGUCAGGGCCAGGCGCCCAUCGCUACGAAGUGCAUCGAGGAUGGCGUGCGCGACGGCAAUUGGGUUUUCCUGGCAAACUGCCACCUGAUGACCGGAUGGCUACCUGUGCUGGACAAGAUAGUGGACGGCCUGGAAGCCCGAAAACCGCAUGCCAGCUUUCGGCUAUGGCUAUCCAGCUCGCCAAACCCCAAGUUCCCCAUUGGAAUACUACAACGAGGAAUCAAGAUGACAACUGAGCCACCCAAGGGCCUGCGAGCGAAUUUGCUUCGACUUUACAACGCCACGACUGAGGAGGACUUCAACCAGUGCCGUGCUCAGCAGAAGUACCAGAAGCUCUUCUUCUCCCUCAGCUACUUCCACAGUGUUUUGCUGGAGAGAAAAAAGUUCGGGAUGCUCGGUUUCAACGUCCAGUACAACUUCAAUGACACUGAUUUUCAAGUCUCCAACGACCUUUUGAAGUCUUAUCUGGAUUCCUACGAGGAAACACCCUUCACUGCCCUCAAGUACCUCAUUUCCGAGGCCAACUACGGUGGUCGAGUCACGGAUGAGAUGGACCGUAGAGUUCUCAUCAGCUACCUCAACCAGUUCUACUGCGAGGAAACCAUCUCCACUCCUAAUUAUCCUCUAUCCCCGCUCCCCUAUUACUAUGUUCCCGACAACGGUGGCCUUCAAAGUCACCGGGACUAUAUCCUCUCUCUCCCAACUGUUGAUAGACCUGAGGCAUUUGGUCAGCACCCGAACGCUGACAUUGCCUUUCAGAUUGCGGACACAAGGACUGUUCUUGAGAGCAUCGUGAGCCUGCAGCCACGACUAGCAUCAGGGACACGUGGCAUGCAGAGAGAAGACGUCGUCAUGAACCUCAUUACCGACCUAUUUCAGCAGGUUCCAGAGCCACUGAACCUGGAGGCGAUUCAACGACACAAGCAAGAUGAUCCGUCCGCCCUCCACGUGGUCUUGUUCCAAGAGAUCGAACGGUACAAUACACUGCUCUUGGCUGUCCGUCACGACUGUAUGGAGCUUCAGAAAGGCAUCCGUGGAAUUGUGUUGAUGUCAUCAGAAUUGGAAGCCAUGUUCUCCGCCCUUUACGAUAAUAGGGUCCCUGCAAUGUGGCUCAAGUGUUACCCCUCUCUUAGACCACUGGGCCCAUGGAUGAGAGACCUGGUUCAACGAAUCAUCGAGCUGAACCAGUGGGCCGCGAAGACGUAUCCCAUAGUCUAUUGGUUAGGCGGGUUCACUUACCCGACUGGUUUUUUAACGGCAGUCCUACAGACAACGGCGCGACGAAUGGUGGUUCCUAUUGACACGUUGUCUUGGGACUUCACGGUAAUCAUCGACAAUGAGAAGGAUAUAAUUGCGCCACCGAGAGACGGAGUACUAGUCAAGGGACUGUUCUUGGAAGGUGCUGGCUGGGAUUACCAGAAUGGUUACCUCACUGAGCCUGAACCCAUGGAGCUCAUUGUACAGAUGCCUAUCAUACAUUUCAGGCCGGUAGAGAGCAAGAAGAAAGCCCACAAGGGUACCUACGCUUGCCCGCUCUACAUCUACCCGAAGAGGACGGGCACCAGAGAGCGCCCCAGCUACAUGCUAAGCGUCGAUCUCAAGACUGGCACGGCCGAUGGUCUACAGGAAGCCAACUUGAUGGCUACGCCUCAAGCUCUACCUACAGGAAGCCAAUUUGAAGUUUUGAACCCAUUAUGGAAAAGCAAAAGGCCAUCCAAUUGCCAUUUACAGCUAUUCAUAUCAUCUCAGUUCGUCUGUUGUCGUCGUCUGGGUAUAAUCUCCACCCUUUUCCCCGAUUUUCUAGAGGAAAGUGGAUGGAUGUAAUGAACCCAACUUCAGAAGCUUACAAUCAAAUCCCACAUGAACACACAGUGCUCAACUCAAUGAUACAACCACCAAAUUGGGACAGUAUAGAAAGAUAAGAGACCAUGUGAAGAACCUGCUAAAAGCAUACAGUCAUCUGGACUCUUUCCCCACCCGCCUGGACACAGUGUCACUUGCCAAGUCAACCUCUCUACAGCGCUGGCUAUCCUAGGACAGCACAAUGUAGCUGGAACUAGAAAGGACAAUGUCAAUAUUCUGCAACAGCAUGGAAUCUUCUUCCUCCAAAUCACAACCACAUUUGCCUGCCUGAAGCUAUGGUGAGCUUAUCUCUCAUCCCCUGAUCUUACUUAGUCAAGCACAAGUGCCACACUCUCUGUAUAGCACAAGCACCAACAGGAUGAAGUGCUGGAUGACGAACGCUGGUCUCCCUCCUCUUGGAAUCUUCUUCCAUGGGUAGGUAUGGCCGCCAGUCAACAGGUAAGCUUCCUAGGCUUGCUUCCCAACUCCUGUCCAAUGGUUAUCUCGUUCUUCCUAUCUCCGCUGUGACCCUCAUUUUUGUGGCGUCAGGCAAGCUCUAGUCCAUAACACCCCCUCUGAGGCUUGGAUGAAGAAUGUGGGGCGCAUGCAACCACUGGUCUUCUCUGCAGCAGCUAUGGCUGAACACUCCGGGUUGGCAUUCUCUCCAGGUAAGCUUCCUCUUCACCCCAAGCCUUGGACUCUACCUCAGAUCUCCCCUGUUCUCUCUCUGGUAGCUAUGGUGCAUCAGCACCUUCUUCAGGCUAUGGCUACCACUCUCUGCCCUUCUAGUUAUGGCAGCCUCUCUCUCUGACUGCCUUCUCUAGCACUCACUGUAUAGCAGCGCACUGUACCGUGUCACUGUAGCACAUCACUGUAGCGCGUCACUGUGGCCACACACUGUAGAAUGUGCACUGCAGAAACGGAAGGCAGAAUGAAUCCAUGAACUGGUGCAGACCACCCUUUUAUAGUGCUUGCUCGGCCUGGCGUGCCUCCAUUUGCCUCCUCGAAGGGCUGAGAUUUCCCAAUAUGUGGCCCAGAUUUGCUCGGGACCAGUGUGUGCCUGGACCCAGUGGGCCUUAGAAACUUCUAGAAACUGCACUGAGCCUUUGGGGGGUUGUGUGAAAUAUGUGGCCGCGGUUGACUCCUGGGAAAUCUUUGACUCUUCGAUUUCUGGGCCCUGGUCGGGCUUGACUGUUGACUUUCCUAGAGUCCACUUGUGAAUCAAGAGGCCUGAGGUGCUUCAUUUUCACCCUUGACCCAAUACCUAUUCACCAAGGGACAUUCUAGUGCCUCUUAGAGUCAGGGAAGUGACUUUUGGACCCUAUAACUUUUACCUGUCCAAAGUUUACGACCCCUAAGCAUCUCUGUACGGGUUUCAUAUCAGUUCUAGAGACUUAUGAGAGUACGUAGGACCAAAACUGUUUACCCCUGAACUCUGCUGGGUCAAAAGCUUUGUACUUUAGACUUUCACCCUCUGGUUUUACCCCAUCCUUUGACUGUGUAGGUGUCUUCAUUCCAAAGAGCUUUGACUAAGAUAAGGACUAGACCAUAGUCUGUCUGUAGGAUUGCGGGCCAUUCUGACGGACUUUGGGACCCUACAGUCCUAUUUCUCAUGCUUAGCCUUGACUCAGACUUUGGAUGCAUGUUUCUGUGCUGGAUUUGAACCCGGGUCAUUGCAGUGGAUGCCACAGCAUCGAGCCUCACUCCUCGCCUUCUUCCUCCGAACACAACAGGUGAACGGUGCAAUAAAUACAGCCACAGUAA
Molecule: messenger RNA, 16179 nt
Organism: Chara braunii
Lineage: Eukaryota; Viridiplantae; Streptophyta; Charophyceae; Charales; Characeae
Source: the annotation of a GenBank genome assembly